Messenger RNA from Enhydra lutris kenyoni (northern sea otter), 1632 nucleotides. Its product is annotated as zinc finger protein 891. Gene Ontology annotation, biological process: negative regulation of transcription by RNA polymerase II. Gene Ontology annotation, molecular function: DNA-binding transcription repressor activity, RNA polymerase II-specific. The record is from RefSeq and is a predicted model, not a curated record. NCBI's taxonomy places the organism in Eukaryota, Metazoa, Chordata, Mammalia, Carnivora, Mustelidae.
AUGGCAGCCACUGACCUACCCCUCAUAUGGGCUCUGCCAACCCAGAAUUCUGCCUCUUUAUACGUGAGAGAUAAUGAGGGAAAAAGAGUAGUGGCCAAAUUUCCAGCAACCUGGUUACAGGUACCUGUGACUGUUAAAGAUGUGGCUGUGGAGUUCACCCAGGAGGAGUGGAUGAUGCUUGAUUCUGGUCAGAGAAGAAUUUACAGAGAUGUGAUGUUGGAAAACUAAAAUCUUACCUCACUGGAAUAUCAGUUAUGGAAGUUUAUUGUGAUCUCCCUGUCAGGUCAAGAAGAGAUAAGAACUAUGAAAAAGAUUAUUCUCCAAGAUACCUAUACAGACUAGGAGAUUCAACUUAAAACCAAAAAAUCAACUCCUACGCAGAAUAUUUUUAGGGAAAAAUCAUCCAAUGGAGUGAAAAUGAUAAGAUUCAUAAUGGACAAUUGGUCCUCCACAUUAAGUGAAGACCAGGAAUGUCAUAAGAUCAGAAAACAGCACAAGAUCCCAGGACGAAAUUUGAGGAAAGUACCCAAAAGAAAACAGCAUCUUAGAUUAUUUGACCAUCAUGAAUUAGAGGAAAACUCUAAACUUGGAUCAAAACUUGUUUUCUCAAAGAGAGUUUCCACCAGUAAACAUUGCCAUAAAUGUUACCUAGAUUUUGAGAAUUUGAAACAUAAUUCAAUCCUAAAUAAUUACAAGAGGAUCUGUGUAAGUGGGAAGCUCUGUGUGAAGUCAUAAAUAUGUAGACCUCUGUGACAUCUUGAAAAAACUCAGACAGCACAAAAAUAUGCAAGCUUCAAGCAUGGUAUACACUUCAAACAUAAUAAUAUGCUUCCUACUUAUAAUAAUUUUCAUAUAAUGGAGAAUUCCUAUGAAUGUAAUAAAAGCAAGAAUUUUUGUCAUCAUCCAUCCCAUAGGCAAUAGGAACAAACUCCUAAUGGAGAGAAAUGUCAUGAAUGUAAUCAAUGUGGGAAAGCCUUCAGAAGACCUUGUAAUCUUAUUUUGCACAAGAAAAGUUGCAUGGAUGAAAAGCAAUAUGAAUGUAAAGAAUGUGAGAAAGUCUUCAACAAUUCCUCAACCCAAAGGAGACAUGUAAGAACUCACACUGGUGAGAAGCCAUAUAAAUGUAACCUGGGGAAAUGCUCUAGUCAAAAAACACCUCUUGCUCAGGUGGGAACUCGUACUGGAGAGAAACAUUAUGAGUGUAAUCAUUGUGGAAAAUCCUUUGGCACAAGUUCUUACCUAAUAGUGCACAAGAGAAUACACACUGGGGAGAAACUCUAUGACUGCAGUGACUGUGGAAAAGCCUUUACUACAAGCUCGCACCUUAAAGUUCACAAGAAAAUACACACUGGAGAGAAUCACUACAAAUGCAAUGACUGUGAGAAAGUUUUUAGUGGUCUCUCAUCCCUUAAAAUACUUGUGAGAAUUCAUACUGGAGAGAAACCCCAUCAAUGUAAGGAAUGUAGGAAAACCCUCAGUGUUUCUUCUUCCCUUAGGAGAUAUGUGGGAACUCACACUGGGGGAAAAUCCUAUGAAUGUAUUCAAUGUGGGAAGCCUUCAGUUGGAGUUCUUCACCGCAAGAGAAACUCUACAAAUGUUAUGAAUGUGGGAUUGAUUUAUUCAUUGUCUUGA